Molecule: messenger RNA, 6625 nt
Organism: Mizuhopecten yessoensis (Yesso scallop)
Lineage: Eukaryota; Metazoa; Mollusca; Bivalvia; Pectinida; Pectinidae
Exons: 9
Coding region: 106-3114 (1002 amino acids)
Molecular function (GO): protein binding
Source: RefSeq, a predicted model, not a curated record
CCAAGACGGUAGUAUUUAUAUGUACAAUUAAUUGGUGACCGAAGUCGGGGAUGGAACACCUGUCAUCCAGCAUUGCUAUUUGCUGCCUAUGACUAUUGCGACACAAUGGCGUCUCAGAAACUUCACAAAGUAAGCGACCUUUUUAAAUCCGCCACCUACGGAGACGUGGGCGCUCUGACGGAGGCAGUGAAGCACGGCGUGCCGAUAGGGUCAAUAACAGCGGGAGGGUCCUCCGUAUUACACUUCGCUGCAUAUGGAGGUCACGCUAGAAUGGUUUCACAUCUACUAACAAACUACCCCGAAUGCAUAGAGAUAGGUCAUGGCCUCGACAUGCAAGGAUAUAACGCACUACAUAACUGCUGUGCAUUUUCAGGAAGUAUUGGUGUAUUCCAGGAACUACUGCGAGCUGGAUUUGACAUACAUACGAAGACGUCGGAUGGACUGAGUGCGUUAGAGCUGGCAGAAAGGUUUGAGAAAAACGACUUGGUGCGGCAAAUCCGAAACUCAGAGAGUGACCACGCAAUUGGAGAAACGAACUUACUGGAAGGGCGAGCAAAAGAUGAGGGUUUAUCAGGCAUGGAACAGCCAGAUGAGGGUGAGCUUUCCAUUACAAGUAAUGAGAUUGACGAUGCAGACGACAGCGAAUGGAGGAGAUAUACAAUUGUAGACUUACUCUCCAGUGCCGAGAAGGGAGACGUGGAGUGGUUAGACAAGAUAGUCAACAGUGGUGUCGAUAUAAAUACAACGACCAAGGGUGGAUCUUCUGUGUUACAUUUUGCAGCAAGUAAUAGACAGAUCAAAAUGAUAUAUCACCUGAUAGGAAAAUAUCCCCUCUGCCUGGACAAAGGUAAAAGUUUUGACCCCCAAGGAUAUACUGCGCUUCACCAUGCUGCUCGAUUAGGUAUGACUUCUAUUUGUGAGGCAUUAGUCGCCAAAGGGUUUGAAAGGGAAAAAACAACUGCUGAUGGACGAAGUAUUCUAGACCUAGCUAAGGAAGCAAAACAGACUCAUAUGAUCGAAUAUCUCGAGAAGACUGCAUACUCUUCCUACAACCACGGAGAGACGAAUUUACAGGAAUGUCGAGCAGAAGAUGAAGGUUUAUCAGACAUGGAACAGCCAGAUGAUAAUGAGCCUACCAUUACAAGUAAUGAGACUGACGAUGCAGACGACAGCACUCACAUGAACGAACAUCCCGAGAAGUCUGCAUACUCUUCCUACAUCUACGUUAAAACUGGCCGAUCUAUAAUGGAUGAUGGAUACCAUAGCUUUCCCAAAGGUCCUACACCUCCAGUCAGCUUGAUGACAGCCGAAACGGUAACGGGGGACAGGCGGAAAGAUGCAUGUGAUGUAGUUCCGUCUGUCAGGGACGAUAUCAGCGAAGAUUCACUUGAUGUAGCUCCAUUGGACAGGGUCGAUAUAAGGGAAGAUUCACGUGAGGUAGUUCCACUUGUCAGGGACGAUGUAUGGAAAUAUUCACGUGGUAUAGCUCCACCUGUUGCACCAGAAGACUCUUUUAAGAAAUGGAUCGGUCUACAUCGUUCUGCAGCAGCGGGCAAUUCUUUGGAUGUUAUAAAAAUGAUUGAAAAUGGGGCAGACGCAAUGAAGAAAAUAAAUAGUGUAUUUUUCCCUAACAUUGAUUUGAAAAACAAAGAAAUGCUAACGCCGAUGGAAGUGGCGUUCUACUCGAAAGAGAACGAGAUGGUGGGACUUCUGGUCAGUUAUACAGACGAAGAGAUCGUUAGGAAAUGUCUGUCGAAGUGUGAGGACACAUAUCUUGAAACAAAGCCAUACAUUGUCAAAGGAAUACUGAGGAAGAAAUACAAAGAUAAAUGCAUUGAUAUCGUCUUUGGAGAACUACAUCCAGAGAAAUUGAAAAUGUUUGUUAUAUACACAAAAACAAUUAUACAUGGCAGCGAAACAACCGAGUCUGGCUACCGUGUGCUGUUUCGAGAUCCAACCGUUUCCAGUGACGAGGGUCGGAAAGUGUUGCGUCACAGCCACGAACAAAAUUAUAUAUUGUCAGAUGCUGACAGGGGAUUGGUAGCACAAUCCAUUAAACAACACAGCGACAAACUUUGGAACGAUCAUUCAAACCUGCGAGGCAUCAUGUCUUCACCGGUAAAAUCUGUUGGAGGUAAUUUCACAAAGAAGACGUGUUUGGUUAUUCUUUGUCAUUUCAAAGGCUUUGUUCCAGACAAUGAGCCGUUAUUUCCGCGCGAAAUACAGAUAGGUAAUGACGUGCUUCCUGUCGACGUAAGGGAGGGACAAGUCGCCCUACAUCACGUGAUGUGUCCCGACGCUCUACACACUCCUCUCAGUUUUGGAUGUAACAUCGGCUCUGCUGACGACUAUACGACCAGGUUUGGUACCGUUGGCCCGUUUGUGCAGCUGAAUGAUGAUAAGAUCGGAUUCAUCACGUGUGCACAUGUUGUUUAUGGCAACUAUAGAUUCGUUGGAGAUAGCUUACCUGACAUUACUGUCCUGCAACCAAGCAACGGAGACACGGCCUUUCCGGAGGAGGCACGGAUAUGUGGUAAAGUUGUUAAUUUGAAGUACAGUCUGAACGAAGAUACCUCGAUAGAUGUAGCUGUCGUAGAGAUCACUGUUCCGGAGAGAAAGCCCUCGUCACCAGGAUUUGCAGCCUACAGCCAGGAACAACUCACUGGACGAGGAAUAUCGGAGAAUAUACCGCUAUUCAACCAUGGUGAAUGUGGUGAGCCUACUGUAGGUCGGGAAGUCGUCAAGUUCGGAAGUGCUUCCGGUGUGACGUACGGGACUUACAGAGGAAUUGAGACAUCCGAAUUCAGUUCCAAGUUGUACGGUAGAACCUCAGAGACAGAGCGAUGGAGGGGGGUCUACUACAUUGAGAACCGACAGUGUCAGGAGAAGGACUGUCAGCUCCCGCCUUUCUCCACUCCCGGCGACUCUGGCGCAGGAGUGUUCCAAGUGAGGGACGAUAACUCCCUUAUCUGUGUCGGUAUCUUGGUUGGAGCCGACACAGCCACUGGAUCUGGCAUUGUGAUUCCAAUCAAACCAAUUCUGGAAGAAUUUAACCUCACCCUAAAAAUAUUUCAACCUCAAGAACGACUCGACCCAGUUUUACAAACAUCAUAAAUGGUCAUCAAAGUUAUGAUUUAAUCAUUUUGCUGUGAACUUCAAUAAUCAGAGACAAAAAAGUUUUUCGUAGAAUUCUUUGAGAGCAGAUAUGAAAUAAAAUGUUUUCCUCUUAAAAAUUAUGACCUUCGGUCACAAUUCAUAUUUUUAACAUUGAAAUAACCUGACGUAUUUGGAGAAUAUGAUUCGUUAUGUACUCUGUUUCAAGGCCAUGUGAUCUUUUUAAAACCAGCACGAACUAUUGAAUAAAUUGUUUUUGUUAAUCUGAUGCAAAUCACGGUCCAGUUUUCGCUGGAGAUAUGUAGUUGGAAUAUGCGGUAAUGGAAAUAAAAUAGUCACAAAGUGUUGUUUGUUCCACAUUGAACACAACUGUGUAGUAUAUAUGUCAAAUAUUAGUAAUAACUUUAUUAUUCAGAAAUAAGUUAUUGACUGGUCGUUUCGUUGCCGAGAUGCAGUGGGAAUAUCACAUGAAAGUGAGCAAAAUUAGAAUUAUCCCAUGUCAUGCCUGUAUGAGUGGUUAUUCCUUUGAAGAUUGUGAUCACUUCUUCCUCAAUUGUCAUUUUUAAAUGAACCAAAAAAUAUCCCUUAUUAUCUCCAUAUCUAAUCUGAGCGCUGAAAUUCCAUUGGAAGUCCAAACGUUUUUGUAUUGUUGUCAAAGAUCUUGUGUUUAUUUGAAUAUAUUUACUUUGGAGAUUAUUCAGAGAUAUGUUUUGGAUACUUAGCGUUUUUUGUUUUUUUUAAUAAAUGUAUUUGUUGUUGCGGGUACUGAUCGGCUUGUCCUGGGGUUCCAGCUCAGAAUGGUGUGAGCUUAUGGACACUUUGUCUGUACUGGUCUACAGUUCAUGUCCAAUCAACCUGCCGUUUAAAUUAUGAAGCAACUUCAUAUUACUUGUAAUAAUUGGUGAUUCAAUAAUAUCUUAUAUUAUUAUUUCAUAAUGAUAAUCCCAUAUUUUUUAUAUAUUUUUAUAUCAGUCUGUGUAUUUCUUCUUUUUAUAUGUGUGCACUGUUCAUGUUUUAAGAAAAGGGUUUUCACAGCAUUUUUCUGUUACCAAAAUCCAUUUGUAUGUCAGAAUUGUACAAUAAAAUAUUUUGACAUAAAAAUUAUUACAAAAAAAUCAUAAGAUUAUGUUGUAAACAUUAAAAACUUCAGAUCAUGUUCUAUUUAGUAAUUUUUACUUGUAUUUUUUGUAAUGAUUUUUUGAUUUCAUAUAACUUUGGUUCGUUCUCAUUAUUGGUGUUAUCUCCUCACUAGUAACAUAUUAUUUUAUACUUAAACUUCUGAAUGAAAAUAUAUAAUAGUGUUCCACAAAAGGGGUUAAGAGUUACUGUACGGACUUUAGCAAGUCUGGAAUGUGAUAUCUUUAUGAUCCAAAGCGUGUAGACUUGCUCCAGUCAAUAUAUAGCCAAGGCUAUAUACUAGCUUUAAUGCAUACAACUUUAACACACUGAUAUCAAUUUAGAUAUCAUAAAAUACGAUUAUCAAUUAGAUUUACAUAACAUAAGACACAAAUAUUGCAUUAAAAAAUGUAAUUAAGAUUAUAAGAAAAGCCGAGGGUUUUGUCAAAUUUAAAAAUCCCGAUGGUGGAAAUUCUCUUUCCUACCCCCAUGGGAAUGAAAGAGUAUUUUUCAUUUCAACUAGCAGAAUAAGCUCAGAAACCAUGAUAAUGCGCUUUGACUGGCUACCAUUUUGAAAAUUUAAUCUUUUCGACGAAAAACACAUGUCAGAUUGAUUUAGCAUGCCCCUUAUCGGCAAACACUGUUUGCACUGAAAAAAGAAUCUCAUCUUUCUUACUUGUACCGUCAAUAUAUUGUAAAAGGUUUUAUUUUAUUAUGUUGCCGUUUCCGUUUUGCAGUAUCAGACUUUUCCAAAUGUGUGACGUAGCUUCAUUAUUGAUGCAUUGUGACGUCACGUGAGGGAAAAACUGUUUCCUUCUUUUAAUCAGAGAAUAUGCUGAAUUGGCUACCUCAGGUUUACACGAGUUCAUUGUUUAGCAGGACAGCUUACCCUGAGACAAUUGAGAAAACUUUAGCGACCUUACUAAUAGCCGUACAGUUAACAAUGGAUAAUCACCUCACAGACAGGUGUGACAAAUCUGUCAGGUUUGUCUGCCUCGGGUGUCUCCAGGUUUGUCUGCCUCGGGUAUCUCCAGGUUUGUCUGCCUUGGGUAUCUCCAGGUUUGUCUGCCUUGGGUGUCUCCAGGUUUUCUGAACGGUUGAGUUAGCAAGGGUAUUGGCCUACUGUAAUUAGUGUCAUUGCAAUGAUGCUAGUUCGGCUGUGUAUUAUUACUGGUCGAGAGAGUGGCCGAGAGGAGAAGGGCGAUCGGAGAGACUAUUUCAACACAAACCAAUACUUUUAUUUGGGCGACUACAUUUUGUUUAUUUUAAUAGAUCAUUUUUCCAACGUCCCAUUACUUGCAUUUGAAAUCUAAAAUGAAAACAGAAUAUUUUAAGUUCAAGAUGUUAGUGGUGAUCAAUAUUUCAAUGUUUGAAUUAUUUUAUUUACACAACAAUAUAACACUGUCAUUUGGCUUGUUCUAGAUUCCCCCACUUUAAAAAUAAAAUCUGAAGAAGAAGGAUCAUAGUCUGUUUCGGGUUAUAUUGACAGGAUUAACCUGUAUUUCACUAGUGUUUUCUGGUCAUAUUGACAGGAUUUACCUGUAUUUCACUAGUAUUUUUGGUUAUAUUGACAGUAUUUACCUGUAUUUCAACAGUGUUUUCACCUGUGGUCAACUGCUCUUAAAACGUCUUAUCUUAAAGCUGAUAUUGUUUGAUAAAAUGUCAUAAAUGAUGGAGAUUUAUGAUAAAAAAUUCAAUAUUAAAAGCAUUUUGUAUUAAAUUUGUAGUGAUUGUGAUCCCGAUAUGACAUUCGAUAAAAACUCUUAAAGAUAUUUUGUAAUCAUUUUGUAGCGUUAACAUAUUAUUUAAAUACUAGUGGAAAAUAGGUCGUUUUAAGCAAUAUAACAAAAAAUAUCUUUAUUAUUGCAUUAUUGAAUGAUAUGCAUUAAAUACAAAGUGAUAAUUAUAUAUUGUUGUACUUAUACUUGACAGGCAAUACCACAUUUGUAUACAAAUACGUAAAAUUUCCAUACUUCACCAAAUCGAAACUAAAGCUAAAUGUUGUGGGUUGCAAGGCGGAUAAAAUUACGAUUUCCAUAUCUUUCCUGAAAUCAUUUUUUAUCUGGAUUGUAGAAUAAAUAAGAGUAUUUUAAAAGAGUUUUAAUUCUCCCAAAGAGCAUUGUUGUUUUCAACGACCGAAGAGUUACACGCUUAGCCUUGACCUUCAUUUGUAUUGUGUGAUUAGUAAACGUAGUAUAUAUGUAAUAUAUUUCUGGAUUUGACUUCUAAUCGUGUAGAAAUGAUUGUGACUGUUUUUGUAUUGAAAUGAAACUUUAAUGUAAAGGCUAUUUUACAAUUGAAAUAUAAGUACGGAAUGUAUUUUAUCUUUUCUUGUACACGUUUCGGAUGAUUUAAUAAAUGAAAAUGAAAUAUGUAAAUUUAACCUAUAUUAUAU